This is a messenger RNA of Polyodon spathula (Mississippi paddlefish), 1831 nucleotides long. Its product is annotated as gastrula zinc finger protein XlCGF7.1-like. The record is from RefSeq and is a predicted model, not a curated record. The transcript is spliced from 2 exons. NCBI's taxonomy places the organism in Eukaryota, Metazoa, Chordata, Actinopteri, Acipenseriformes, Polyodontidae. The coding region runs from base 232 to 1176 and encodes 314 amino acids.
CAGGAGACGGAAGUUUGUUUGUUUACCAAAAUAACGUACACAGAGUUGUUGAGAAUCAACCCGCAGUUGAACUUGAUUUAUCUCUCUCGCUUCUGUGUGAUCUACAUGAUUAUAUUUCUUUUAACCCCUGUGGUUCUUGGCUGCUAGUGCUGGAUAACUCGGGAAGCUAAGCGAAACUGUUGAGGUUGGAAAGAUCAACUGGAUUAUUAAACUGGUGUGAGGCAAGGAUCAAUGAUGGAACACGUCCACAUUAAAGAUGAGGUCCCUGAACUGGAAUCGGUCCAUAUUAAAGAAGAGGUCUUUGAAGUGGAGCUUGUCCAAAUUAAAGAGGAGGAGUCUGAGGACGUCUUUGAAGAGGAACCUUUGUCACUGGAGACCAUUCAGGAUUCUGUGUCUGACCAUUCCAAACACACAAGCAGCUACCAUCAGUGUACUGAGUGUGGGGAGAGUUUCAGUUCUUUAGUAAAUUUUGAAAGACACCAACACGUUCACACAGGAGUGAAACUGUAUCCCUGCAUUGACUGUGAGAAAAGUUACAACGAAUUACGAUACCUUAAAAGACACCAGCGAGUUCACACAGGAGUUAAACCACAUCACUGUGCGGAAUGUGGAAAGACUUUUAGUCAGUUAGGAAUUUUGAAGAAACACUUGAGAAUUCACACUGGAGAAAAGCCAUAUCCCUGUUCUGAAUGUGGAAAGUGUUUUAAUCAGUUACAAAGCCUUAAAACACACCAGCGAAUUCACACAGGGGAGAAACCAUAUCACUGUAUUGAAUGUGAGAAGAGUUUCAGUCAGUUAGGACACCUUAGAACACAUCUGCGUAUUCACACAGGAGAGAAACCCUAUCAUUGUACUGAAUGUGAGAAAAGUUUCAAUGAAUCCGGGCACUUCAAAAACCACCAGCGUAUUCACACAGGAGAAAAAACAUAUCACUGUUCAGAAUGCGAGAAGAGUUUUUACCAUUUAACAAGCCUUAAAACACACCAGCGAACUCAUACAGGAGAGAAACCACAUCAGUGUACUGAAUGUGGCAAGAGUUUUUAUCAUUUAACAAGUCUUAAAACACAUCAGCGCAUUCACACUGGAGAGAAGCCAUAUCGGUGUGCAGAAUGUGAGAAGAGUUUCAGUCGGUUAGGACUCCUUAAACAACACCAGCAAAUUCACAGAGGAAUAUAACCACAAUCCUAAACUUUAAGGACAUCAGCCCUCGGGGAAAGAGUCAGAAAUUAGACUGUUAAAAGUAAUCUGCCAAACUGAACCCUUGAAACAACCUAAAAUCAAAAAGCAUGCCAGAAAUAACUUUUCUACACCAAGCUCAGAGAGGACAUCUUUGAACCUUGGAAGGACUGAUGAGUCUCUCAUGGUUAAUUUAACUGAACAACCAAAUUGGUAAUCUCUGCAAAAAAGGAACUAUGAAAUUACCAGAGUUUGCCACAAAUCAAAACCAAUCAAACACAACACAUUUGCAGUUUACUAAUUUGGGCCGCAGAACCAGAAAAGAUAUAAAAAGUAUAUGUUGUGUAUUGGAUUUGAGAAAGUUUUAAGUGAAAGGACAACAUGUUUGAAUUCCUGCUGUAAAUAUAAAGAAGCUUGGUUAGAUAUUACGAGUAAGUUCAAAGAAUCUAUUGAGUUCAACAAGAAACGUCUCAAUUGAAUGUAACACUUUUAUAUAACAAAGGAAAUAGAGGCUAUGUGGAUGAAUGAUAUAACUGUUAAAAGGAUGCGAUAUUGUGUUUUAUAGUAGUUAGACAGAAGAUAUACGUUUCUGUUGAUCCUAACCAAAUGCAUGUGAAUAUCAGCUGUUAAAGCCCAAUGUCCUAUUUCUUUACAC